AUGGGUGACAACUACGAACCAAUUGGUGCAUUACAAAAUGCUACCUCUCCUAUGCCAGGAAAUGCACGAGCACCAGCACCAACACCAGCUCUUUUACAUUCACCAGCACCAUCACUACCAGUACCACUACCUGUACCACCAUCACAACCACCAGCACAAGCGGUAGCUCCACCGCCACCACCACCACCGCCACUGCCGGCACAACAGUCAAUAGCACCUUCUACAGAUCUAGAUGCCGAAUUGUUAAGGAGUUCCACCGAUAUGAGUAUUAAAAAAUUUGAUCCGGAGAGAGGCGAGAUGAGAGAUUCAAAACGGAAAGCACUGAUGGUUGUAAUCUAUGUGGCUGCAAUGGUACUUGCGAUCCUUGUCUUUAAUAUCGGUGUUGCUAUCGGCUAUUACACUUUGUAA
Molecule: messenger RNA, 408 nt
Organism: Thelazia callipaeda (thelaziosis nematode)
Lineage: Eukaryota; Metazoa; Nematoda; Chromadorea; Rhabditida; Thelaziidae
Source: the annotation of a GenBank genome assembly